Coffea arabica (coffee) is the source of this 4145-nucleotide messenger RNA. RefSeq names its product putative late blight resistance protein homolog R1A-3. Gene Ontology annotation, biological process: defense response to other organism. Gene Ontology annotation, molecular function: ADP binding. NCBI's taxonomy places the organism in Eukaryota, Viridiplantae, Streptophyta, Magnoliopsida, Gentianales, Rubiaceae. The record is from RefSeq and is a predicted model, not a curated record.
UACUAGUUUCUUUACUUUAACAGAAAGCACUGGCACUAAGUAGCUUUAAAGUAAAAUAUUGCUUGGAUGGUGGACUUGGAAGUCAGGAUUAAUGAUAAAGAAGGUACCAAAUAGUUAUUCACAUUGAGUUUCCCUGAAUCAUCUUGUUUUGCUGUUGUGAAGAAAGAUCUGAGAACGAAAUAAGGGGUAGAAAAUGGUAAAUAGUAGUUUUCUUGCUGUUCUUGUUUCCACCACAGAACAGUUGGCACGCCUGGGAGACGAACCAAGCUUGACUGAUCCAAUGAAGGAUCAAAACCAAAAGCUUCAAAUGGAGUUAAAUUUCCUCAAGAUGUUUUCCUGGUGCUGGCUCAAGUUUGAAGAAGCUGGUAAGAAUGUUGAGUUGAAUUUUGCUAUUAAUACCAUUAGUUCUGCAGUAGAAGUAGCAAAUAAGCGCCUUUACUCAGCCGGUCUAUGGGCAAUUCGGACAAGAAGGGAUAGAAAUUGGCGUCUCCUAACUUCUAAUUUGCUGAAAAAUGUUGAGCAGUUUAAGUCAGAAAUUAGAAAGAAUUGCAAUUUUUUGCUUAAUUUUUUGUUAAAUUCCAUCAAAUCUUCCACGACGGUGGAGAUCUAUGAUUUCAUGGACUUUAUCAUCAUGAAUCUUAAGGACCUUAGUGACACAGAAGAUGAACAGAUCGCUUCAGUGUAUAAGCAAACUAGAGCGCUUGAAGAGAAACUAAGGCUCAUUAGAAAGUUCAUUGAUUUCACCGUGAAACGUUGCUAUGAGCAUCAGAAAUUCGAAGAUUCAUUGGUUCAUCUUCAUUCUUGCGCUAAUAAAGUAGCAUGGCUAUCAUUUUUGUGCUGGGUAAAUAAAAAUGAUGAAAACAUGCAGUGCAGAAUAAAUAUCAUGCUUUCUGAUCUACACAAGGAGAUUUGGCCUUGUGCUCCAGGAAUUACAGGGAUGUAUCUUGAAGUCCUCAAAGCUUUAAAGGUGUCAGCAUGUGACACUUUAUUGGUGGCUGAAAUUGUUGCAGACUUUGUCAACUUUCUGCUAGAAAAUCUUCCUGCCGUUUUCAUAGACCGCAUUGAGAUCAUUCGAGAAGGGCUCAUAAUCAUCAUUGCAUUUCUCGUGGAUUCACCAGAGGACUGUGAAGAUGAUGGGGAUAAACUUUUGACGCAAGCUGACGCCAUUGUAACUGAGGCUGCAUCUCUCUUUUACUCAAUCUUUUUGGAGGAAAUGAAUGAAAAUGUCGUCGAAGAAAAAAAAUUUCUUUUGUUUGAAGUCAUAGGAAAGAUUGAGAGAUUCCUGGAAGUGGUCAAAAAGUUCUAUGUCUACAUUCCAGGGGCGUCAGAGUUUUAUUCUCUCAGGACUCAUGGCAUAGGAUAUAUUGAUUUCAUCUUGGAAAAUCUGAAGAAAAUGCUGAAACAAAAUUGCAAAUUUGUACCUUUUGUGAAGCAUAAAGUUGUGAUGGUUCAGGAGGAGCUGCAGUCAUUGAGGACAUUCCUCACGGAUAAAAUGGAUGGUCAAAAUGAGCACGAGGAGCUGAAAGAUCUUUGGAGAAGAACCAUCAAUGUGGCAUACCAUGCAGAGCAUGUCACUGACUUGUCUUUAAUCAGUUGUAGUUGUUUCUGGUAUUCCAUAAUAUGUCUUUCAACAGUCAUUCAAGAAAUUAAGAUCACCAAGACUGAGAUUGAGAAUAUUGGAAAUAAGCAUAUGAAAAAACCUGGGAUCCUCAUUGCAAAUAUGAACUCCAUGCAUCCCUUUGCGGCACAAGCUAGUAACUCAAGAAUUGAUGAAGCUGUUAUAGGAUUUGAUGAUGAGGCAGAAACCAUAAUCAAUCGACUUACAAGAGGAUCAGAACAACUUGAAAUAGUUUCGAUUAUUGGAAUGCCUGGCCAAGGUAAGACAACUUUAGCCAAGAAAGUUUACAACCAUCCAUCAAUCUGUUAUCACUUUAUUCAAUGUGUCUGGUGCUGUGUGUCUCAAGAGUAUGAGUAUAGAAGUGCAUUGCUUGAAAUGUUAUGUAAUGUCACUGAGCUUUCUAGACAUGAUUCUUCUGAAAUGAGUAAUGACGAACUUGCAAAUCGGCUUAGAAAAUGUUUAAUUGGACGAAGUUAUCUUAUAGUUAUGGAUGAUAUCUGGGAUAUUCGACCUUGGAGUGAAUUAAAGGGAUCAUUUCCUGAUAACAACAACGGAAGCAGAAUUCUGUUCACUAGCCGAAUUCAGAAGUUAUCUUGGCAAGAUGAAUGCAAGUGCUACUUUCAUACUCUCCGGCCAUUUCAUGAGGAGGAAUGCUGGCAGUUAUUGAAACAGAAAACAUUCCAUAAAGAUGAAUGUCCACAAGAUUUAGUUGAAGUUGGCAUGGAAAUUGCAAGAAAGUGCAAGGGACUACCUUUGUCAAUUGUUUUGGUUGCUGGAAUCCUUGCAAGGUCAAAGAAUAGUCUAUAUUGGUGGAAACAAAUUGCUUUUAGUCUGAGUUCAAGCCAUCCAACUGAAGGAUCCAUGGACAUACUGGAGUUAAGCUACAAACAUCUACCAGAUCAUCUAAAACCAUGCUUUCUUUAUUUGGGAGCAUUUUCAGGCGGUCAAAAGAUCAGAGCCCGAAAGAUGACCCUAUUGUGGAUUUCAGAAGGAUUUAUAGGAAGAACAGAUCAAAGGAGGUUGGAAGAUGUGGCUAUGGAGUGCUUGAUGGAUCUGAUUAAUCAUAGCCUUGUAAUUGUCAGUGAAAGAAGUUCUGAUGGUGGGAUCAAAGGCUGUCAGGUUCACAAUCUCUUGCAUGAAUUUUGCGUCACGAAAGCUAAAGAAGAGAAAUUUUUACAGUUAAUUUAUCAGUAUGAUUUUGAUAAAGAUCCCUCCGAUGGCCGUGAUAUUGACAUGCAUCGGCUAUGCUUUCACGGUUCAUUGUUUUAUUUUGCUGAUUCACAUCGUAUUUUCUCACCUGUCCAUUCUAUAAUUUUUGCUUAUGUGAUGGAGUUUGUUGACUAUUGCUUUUUCAGAACCUUUAGGCUUCUUAAAGUGUUGGAUAUGGAGAGGUUAUACUUGAAAGGUUCUGAUCUUGACGCCCUGAUGUUACUAGUACAUUUAAGGUACUUAGCAAUUUCUGGUUCAAUUAGAAGGCUUCCAUCAUCAAUAGCCAACCUCUGGAACUUGGAAACUCUAAUUGUGAUACGGCGACUUCCUUGGAGUAUUGAUCUACCAGACACCAUUUGGCAGAUGAAAAGUUUAAGGCAUGUAAAUGCUCGUGCUUUUGCUAAUGUCUCUUUGGGUGAUUACGAGUUUGAGGAGCUUUUUCAAUUAGAGAAUGUGCAUACUUUUUCAACAGUACUUUGUCAUGGAAGAGAUACAGAGAUACUGCUGAGACGGUUACCAAGACUUCGCAAGCUUAGUUGUAUAAUUCCAGAGUCCGGUAAGCAUCAAGUUGGAAGCUGCAAAGUUCUAGAUUUCAGCAUCCUAAGUGAAUUGGAGGCACUGGAUUUAAGCUGUAUGGUGGGUACUGAAUUUUCUACUCCUAAAAUACCGGCAUUUGAGUUUCCAAAAGUUCUUAAAAAGUUGACUUUGUUCAAAUGUUUCCUACCAACGGCUGCAAUAUCAGCAAUUGGGCAGCUGCCUAAUCUAGUGGUUCUCAAACUACGGAAUAUAGACUUUGCAAAGCACAUAUUGUAUGUGAAAGAUGGGGAAUUCUUAAAUCUCAAAUUCCUUGCUAUGCAUCAUUCAGAAUUUGAAAGCUGGGCUGUGCCUGACGAGCCUUUCCCUAGUCUUGAGAAUCUUGUCUUGACAGACUGUACCAAGCUUAAGGAGAUCCCCUCUUCUUUUGCUGACAUCUCCACCUUGAAAAUGAUCAAGAUACGAGGCUGCUGUCCCAGUGUUGAGAAGUCAGCCCAGACAAUUUAUGAAGAGCAAAAAGAUAUGGGAAAUGGCGAUCUUCGACUCAUCUGUUCUUAAAAGAAUUCCAGAUAAUCAGCUGCUGCUUCUUCUUACUUGUUAAUACUUGUGAAAUACUCCCGAAGUGAUUUGAUUUAUCAUGAUUGGCUGGAGAUUUGAGGAGAAACUAUUUGCAGAGAAAAAUGUAGUUUGACGGGCACUGAUCUAUAAAAUUUUUUGAAGUAUUAUCUCGUGGGAUGUAAUGUUAAAGGGUUUGCAUUUCUAUUUGAUCUAGCAUCAUUCCUUA